Lonchura striata (white-rumped munia) is the source of this 1509-nucleotide messenger RNA. RefSeq names its product unc-93 homolog A (gene UNC93A). Lineage: Eukaryota; Metazoa; Chordata; Aves; Passeriformes; Estrildidae. The record is from RefSeq and is a predicted model, not a curated record.
AUGGAAAGGAAUCUUAAGAAUGUUUUGGUCAUUUCUUUCGGAUUUUUACUUCUCUUUACUGCUUACUCAGGACUCCAGAGUCUACAGAGCAGUCUCAAUGCAGAAGAAGGCCUGGGCGUUGCUUCCCUAAGUGUACUGUUUGCUGCGCUCACCUUAUCGUCCAUGUUCCUCCCUCCAAUCAUCAUCAAGAUGCUGGGCUGCAAGUGGACCAUUGCAGUCUCUAUGUGCUGCUACAUCACCUACUCCCUAGGGAAUUUCUAUGCUAGCUGGUACACACUAAUCCCUACAUCUGUGAUCCUGGGCUUAGGAGGAGCACCACUCUGGUCUGCCAAAUGCACUUACCUCACUAUUGCUGGCACUUCGUAUGCUGAGAAAGCAGAAAAAAAUGCAAAAGACAUUAUCAACCAAUACUUUGGGAUCUUCUUUUUGGUGUUUCAGACUUCCGGCAUCUGGGGAAAUCUUAUCUCAUCCUUGAUCCUUAGCCAAUCUUCCAACCAAGGGGAGAUCUCAGAAGAAGACCUGGAAUGCUGUGGAGCAUACGACUGCCUGACUGAUGCCAAUAACAGCACUGGGUCAGAAAGACCCUCUGACUCCUUAAUCUACACACUGGUAGGGGUCUAUACUGCUAGUGGUGUGCUAGCUGUGUUGCUGGUUAUUAUAUUUCUGGACCAGAUCAAAUCUGACCAAACAGAGACUGAGAAAGAAAAACUAGAGGCAUCAUCCUUUUGGUCUACGUUCCUAGCAACUUUCCGGCAUCUUAAAGAUAAAAGACAGUGUCUUCUAAUCCCUCUGACAAUGUACAGUGGGUUUGAACAGGCAUUUCUUGCUGGUGACUACUCAAAGAGUUUUAUAACCUGUGUCCUGGGGAUACACUACGUUGGCUAUAUGAUGAUCUGCUUUGCAGGCAUAAAUUCCCUCUGCUCUCUGCUCUUUGGAAAGAUCUCCCAGUUCACGGGUAGAAAACUUUUAUUUGCAUUAGCUGCAGUUCUGAACACAGGCUGUAUAAUAACAGUACUGCUCUGGAAACCUGAUCCCAAGCAGCUUGCUGUGUUUUUCUUAAUCCCUGGUCUUUGGGGUGUAUCUGAUGCUGUCUGGCAAACACAAACUAAUGCACUUUAUGGCAUUUUAUUUGAGAAAAACAAGGAGGCUGCCUUUGCAAAUUACCAUCUCUGGGAAUCAGUUGGAUUUGUCAUCGCCUUUGCUUACAGCACCAAAUUUCAAGUCUACAUCAAAACGUACAUUGUACUGUCUGUGCUUGUGCUGUCCAUGGUGACCUACGGAGCAGUGGAAUACCUCGAGGCUAAGAGCUCCCCUGGGACACCUGCUACUGCAAAGAAGGAGAAUGGAGGACCCCACUCCCAGGAAACACACAUGUAAUCCACAGGGUCAGAGUGAUGGAGGAGGAAACUGAGAAGCGAUGGAAUAUACUGAAAGUGAAAUGUAAAGACAAUGUGAAAUGGCAAGAAAAUACCCAAUCUGUUGGAGUCAGAAUUCAUACCACAUUUUCAU